Naegleria fowleri is the source of this 4974-nucleotide messenger RNA. RefSeq lists its product as uncharacterized. Gene Ontology annotation, molecular function: guanylate cyclase activity; peptide receptor activity. The record is from RefSeq and is a predicted model, not a curated record. Lineage: Eukaryota; Heterolobosea; Eutetramitea; Acrasida; Naegleriidae. The transcript has a single exon. Gene Ontology annotation, biological process: receptor guanylyl cyclase signaling pathway; cGMP biosynthetic process; intracellular signal transduction. The coding region runs from base 1 to 4974 and encodes 1657 amino acids.
AUGUUAAGGAAUGAAGCUCCUUCCUCGCCAAAAGGCACCCUUGAACCUCCUUCCCACUUUUCCUUUGACCAUCUGACCUCUUCCGUUACUUCUGGAACUCGAGAUGAUAUCGUCGACGCACCAACUAGCGUUGUUGGUGGUGGAGGUCAGACUUUGGUUGCUCAUUCAGCAGCCAUCACUGGCACCUCUUUAACCGGAACAUCUGCCACAAGCUCAACCACUCUUUCAGCCUUUGCUGUCAUGAAUCGUUUUCAAACCUCCUUAUUUUCCCUUAUUGUAGCCUUACAAUCCAGCUCGAAACAAUCCUCCAUCAUGUUUUGGAUGUUGACCUUCCUAUUCAAUAUUCACCUCUUGUGGGUGAGUGUUUUCAUUCCCACAGUGGGUGGAAUGAGCUUUGGAGAGCACGGAGAGUGGGUAUUCACGGUUACCAAUUACCCACUCACUCUCUCAUUGAAUUUAGUUCCCUAUGAAGGCAUGAUUGCUUUGGUUUUCAUCGUUUUGGCCUCUCUAUUGUUGUACAUUGCUUUACUUUUCGUCACUUAUAAGAGAAUUAUUAAUACGAGAAGAUUUUCAGAUUGGUUCUUGCAGGCCACACGAUGCUUCAACUUUUUAAUCUUGAUUGCUUGUGGAACCAUGACAUACGUUUUGACAGGCCUUCUCGAAUGCGAUACGGACAGUGCGGGCAAUGGAGGAAAUGUUUCCUCGAUUGAACUCUCGCGUUAUCCCAAUGUCGAGUGCUAUCAAACACCUAAUAUUAUAUUUCUUGCCUUUUCAUUGGUGGCAUUUGUCAUUCUUAUGGCAUGUGUGGCAUUGUCAGGCAUGAUUUAUCGGAAUAGCCAUCCAUUGAACAAAUCCUUAUUCACCAGUUUGAACAAUAAUGCUCUCAUGUUGUUAUUGAUUUUGAAUUGUUUGGAAAUUAUGACCAUCUUUUUAAUACCAAAACAAAUGCUUCAGAUUCGUGCCAUUGUUCAUUUACUCUUUUCUGGAGCGUGGCCUAUUCUCUUUCUUUAUAAUUUACCUUAUUUCAGAAUGACAGCCAAUUCCUUAUUCUUUGGAGCUAGUUGUGCCAAAAUUGGUGCAUCGAUUGGAGUUGUUAUUUCUACCUUUGUAAAUACUCAAAAUUCCAGCAAUCUAGGUCUUUAUUUGAUGGCUGUGACUCUAUCAUUGAUUGUGAUUGGUUUCCUUAUUGGUUUUGUAGGGAUGGAAGUAUCGCAACGACUCAUCUACAAACAAGUUCACAAAAUUGUGAAUGAGAAUAAGGAAAAUAUGGCACAAGUGUUGCACAUCUUUGAAAAGAAGAAACGAUGGCUGAUCAUGUAUUUACAAUUCUCUGUGAUUCGACCAAAAAGUCCUAAUGACAAUGAAGAUGUGACACUCUCUCUUUCAAAAGCGAUUGGUUCAUGCAAGAAUCAAGCCCAACAGCAUACUUCCUUGUUGUUGAUAAGUUCUCUCAUUAUUGCAUACACUUGGCAAGAUGGAAAUUGUCAUUCCUUUGCCAUGUAUCUGUUGAAGCGAUGUUUGAAACUGUCAAACAAUAUUUUUGUAAGAUUUCAAGUACAACAACGAUCCAAAGAGGUUGAAUUGGAUGAAACAAGUGCUUCUCAAGCUCUAAAAUGUCUCAUUGAGAGUAAGCAUGUGUUAGAUAGUUUAGAAAAAUUUGAAGACGAAUUGAGAACUCUUCAUCGAAUGUUUUGGAAAGAGUUGAUGAAUGACAUUCCAAAUGAUAUCAAGAUUGAAUACAUUAAUAGAAGAUGUGCCGAUUUAAACAGCCACAUCGAAGAAAUGUACCAUAAUCUCAUGCGUAAAUAUCGUAAUGAAAAAACAAUCAUCAGAAAGUACGCAAAUUUUGUUGAAGUGUUUCGCUUUGACAAGGAAACUGCUCAAGCUCUGUUUACAGAAGCCAAUGAAUUGGAAGAAGAGGGAUCCAAAUACAAUUUUCUAUCUCCAAACAAUAAUGCCAGCAAGUAUGCUUUUAAUGCGAGAGUUUCGGUGGUGAGCCAACGGUACGAGCCACCAAUGGCGACCAAUGUGGAGGGAGAUCCAAAUAAUGAGGACUUUAAUGGAAUUGAAACUAAGGAUUACUCCAAAAAAGAUGCUGUUUUGAAGAAUUCUCUUAGACAUUUAGAAAACAGCAAGGGAUAUUAUGUAUUCUUGAUCUCAUUCCUCCUAUUCUCCUUCUUUGUGUUGUUGACCUGUGUGACCAUCUCUCUAUUUGGUUCUGUUAAAAGUGGUGCCGAUGUUCAAGAUGUUUACAAGAUGUGCAAAGGAUCAUCCGUCUCUGUUGCUGUGCUGAGAGAACUUCGAUUUAUUCAAAACAUUAAUAAUUAUAACCAAAAUGGUUUCUCCGUUCGAGAUGAAAAGAUUCAAGUUGUGGAUCUUGUCAAAAACUCACACAAAGCUCACCUUCACACUUACAGGUCAUUUCUCACCGACAUUGUUGACAUCGCUCAACAAAACAAACUCAAAGCUGAAGUUUAUGCUGAACUAGUCAACAACUCCAUCUCAUCGUUCCUUCCUUUUGCCACCUCACAAAACAGUUCCAAGAAUGGUUCAGAAUUAUCCUUCACUGACACCUAUAUGAAGAAUAGUUCCAUGAUUGAAAUCUUUAACUAUUUGCUCACAAGUAUCAAUGCUUUUAUUCAAUGGCCUUUGGAUCAAUACAACCACACAACGAAGGAUUUUAAUUUCAUGUACUUGUGGAGAAAUCGAUUGUCCUCGCGAGAUGCCUUCGAAACGUUUUGUUCAUCCAUUGUGGCAAGUACUGAAGCUUUUCAUUCGACCUUUGUCAUGUCCUUUGCCAUUGUGUAUGCCACAAUUAUUAUGAUGUAUAUUAUUGGAUUUGUGGUGUUUCUUGGUGUCAUGCUUAAAAUGAUGACGAGUGCAAAACAAGUUUCCAAGUUAUUCAACUCUGCUCUCUCAAAGAAUAUUAUCGGAAAAGUGUAUCAUGAUUUGGGGUUGAAGGGUGACGACGAUGUCAAGGUUCAUCUUCCCAAAAACCAACUUUCAGCACCCAAGUACAUUUUCUUGUUUAUGGGUGUGUUUACUUUGCUGUGUUGCAUUGUGAGUGGUGCCAUCAUGGUUGUAGAGUCGAACUAUAAUUAUACUGGUGUCUCCAUGACCAUGAAUAAUAUUAUUCAUGGUACCACAGUCAUGAGACAUGUUCACCGUACCAAUUUCAAGGUUGGAGAAUAUUUCUCAUUUCUUGGAAGCCCAUCCUCUUCGAUUAAUGAUCCAUCUUUAUUGAAAACUGAGCCUUUAACGAAUGCUGAAAGUGAAGUGAAAACAUUUUUGGAUCUUUUAUAUCAAGAAUGGAAUGCACUUAUUUAUGGAGGAAAGAAUAAGGAUGGUCAAUUUUUUCCACCUUCCAUUGGAAAAUAUGCUGGAAUUGAUCAUUUGGUGGCAGGAAUUAAAAACUGCACAAAAGCCACUCACUACAAUUCAACUUUUUCUGCCGAGCUGUACACGCAACGUUAUUGCACAGGUUUGGAUGAAAUGAUCACAGAAUAUUCGAAAAAAGUUUCGAUUUUCAAUAGUGAAUCUCAAAGUACGGCCUUUACCUCUGACACAAUGUCCAUGUUCCAUAACUAUUUAGAUGUAUUUUUCACUGGUUCACUUUUGGGAGAGAAGAUUAUUGAUUUUAUGGAUCUCUUUGUUCAAUACUCUUCACAACCAUCUGUGAUUUUAACCAUUUUGUUUGGAAUUGGUUGUUUGGUGGUGAUGAUUGUCAUUUUCUACGGUAUGCUGUAUCAAUUGGAGAAGCAUCGACUUCAAUUAAUUAAUAUGAGAAUGAUGUUAAAUUAUUUACCAUCAGAAGUCAUUGACGGAAGUGAACAACUUCGAAAUUAUAUUCUCUACAGUAUCAUUACACCUGCCAAUCAAAAGAGAACAAAGAAAAAUCAAAUUCAAUCUGCAGAUUCAGAAAAUGCCAAUGUCAAGAACGUUUUAAAUGCGUCCGUUGAUGGUGCCAUUUUAUGUACUCAAGAUGGAAUUGUUGAAUUUGUGAAUGCCUCUACACAAAAGAUGUUUGGAUUUGCCAGCAAGUCAGACGUUGUUGGUGUUUCUGUCAUGACGUUGUUCGAUCAGCAACAAUCUCUUUUCAUUCAAAACAGUAUUAAGGAAAUGAAUAAGGCACAAUUAGAUGUCACACAUUCCGAGGUCAUUGAAUCGACCUGUUUGAGAAAGAAUCAAACCAAAUUCCCAGUCAAAAUUAACAUCUUUUCAGUCAUGUUCGAUAGCGGUACUCCAAUGAUCACUUUGAUCAUCAAAGACAUGACAGCAGAGAAGAAACAAAAUGCUGUUUUGGCAGAAGAGAAAGCCAAGUCGGACAUGUUGUUGAAAAACAUUUUACCAGAAUCAGUGGCAGAACGUCUCAAAUCUGGUGAGACAUUUAUUGCAGAACGAUUCACAGAUAUCACUUGUUUCUUUAGUGAUAUGGUUGGUUUUACCAACAUCAGCUCAACAAUGAAUCCAAGUCAAUUGGUUGGAAUGUUGAACACCAUUGUGAAUGGAUUUGAUGCUCUCACAGAUACCUACCAAUUGGAGAAAAUCAAAACGAUUGGAGAUGCAUACUUUUGUGUUGGUGGUAUUAGUGGUUCUCUCACAAGUGAUCACCCCGAACGAGUGUUACAAUUUGCAAUGGCCACUUUUGGAGUCAUUAGAGAAUUUAACAUGACUUCCGAAAUGGAAACACAAGUGGAGAUUCGUAUUGGAAUUAACACGGGUGGUGUAGUUGCAGGUGUGAUUGGCAAGAAAAAGUUCACGUUUGAUAUCUGGGGAGAUACCAUCAAUGUCGCUUCUCGUAUGGAGUCGACAGGAGUUCCAGGACGAAUUCAUGUCAGUCGUUCCACUUAUGAACGUGUGUAUGAUAUGGGUUUGGAAUUUGAAGAACGGAAAAUCGAAGUGAAAGGAAAGGGAGAAUGUCAGACCUAUUUGUUGACAGCGAAACAUCAUGAGCAAUCGAUUGUGACCAAAUAA